AUGGCGUAUGCAGUCCUCAUCGCGGCUAGAAAGUUAAGACCAUACUUCGAUGCGCAUACAAUCGAAGUGCUAACAAAUUUUCCUCUCGGAAAAGCCAUCAGCAAGCUAGAUACAUCAGGCCGGUUGCUAAAAUGGGCAAUAGAGUUGUCCGAGUUUGACUUGGAAUUCCGGCCAAGAACUGCAAUCAAAGCCCAGGCAUUGGCGGACUUCAUAGUUGAAGCGUCAUACCAAGAAGAUGAAGUACAAGCUGAAGUAUGGGAUGUGUCAGUGGAUGGUUCAGCUGCACAGACAGGCAGUGGGGCUGGAAUAAUCAUGAAAUCGCCAACAGGAGACAUUUUUGAGUAUGCUAUAAAGUUUAUGUUCAACGCGUCAAAUAACGAGGCAGAAUACGAGGCAGCAAUUGCCGGCAUCCAAAUGUGCCUCGCAGCAGAUGCCAAAAGAGUAAUACUGACAACAGACUCCCAGCUGGUAGCAAGUCAAUUCAGCGGAGAAUAUGAGGCCAAAGAACCUUCAAUGGUCAAAUACCUGGAGAAGUUGAGGUCGGUGUCGGCUCAGCUAGAGAAAUUCAGCAUUAAUCUGGUACCCCGAGCAGAAAACACACUGGCAGACGCACUAUCAAAGUUAGCAAGUUCAAAUGUCGCCGACUUGAAAAGAACAGUCAUGAUGGAAGUCAUGAAUAAGCGAAGUACGGAGUCGGAGGUAAUACGGGUCAUGGCCAUCACAACUACCUCAGAAUGGUACGAUAAUAUCCAAACAUACAUACAGACUGGAGCCCUACCAGCAGAUUUGGCAGAAGCCAAAAAGACAAGAAGGGACUCGGUUUGGUACAUCAUCCUGUGGGGACGGUUGUACAAAAAGUCAUUUAGCCUGCCAUUCUUAAGGUGCCUGACAGCAUUCGAGUCAGCAAGGCUGAUCGAAGAGAUGCACAAAGGAACAUGUGGGAACCAUGCCGGUGGAAAACCCCUUGCCAUCAUCUGUCAAAGGCAAGGCUAUUACUGGCCAACAAUGUUAGAAGAUUGUCGAGCUUAUGUAAAAAAGUGCGAGAAAUGUCAAAAGUUUUCAGCUGUGAUAAACUUGCCAGCCAAUGAUUUGAUGCCCAUUCUGAACCCAAUCCCAUUCGCACAAUGGGGAAUGGAUAUUGUUGGACCAUUCCCAAUGGCGGCUGGAGGGCGCAAGUUCUUAAUAGUAGCAGUGGACUACUUCACCAAGUGGAUAGAAGCAGAGCCGGUAGCAAAAAUAACGGCAAACCAGAGCAAUGGGCAAGUAGAGGCGGCGAAUAAGCAAAUCAUGGCUGCACUGAAAAAGAAGCUAGAAGACUGUAAAGGCAAAUGGGCAGAACUUAUGCCAGAAAUUCUGUGGUGCAACAGAACUGCUAUCAAGGAGGCUACCGUCGAGAGUCCAUUUAAAUUAAGCUUCGGGUCUGAGGCUGUCAUACCGGCAGAAAUGGCUCUGCCAACCAUGCGAAUCCAGCAUUACGAUGAGGAGAGAAACGAUCAGCUGCUGCGACAUCAGUUGGAUUUCAUGCCAGAAAUCCGCAUGAAAGCAGAAAUCAGUUCGGCAGCAUACAAAAGCAGAAUGAGCAGAGCAUACAACAAGAAAGUGAAACACCGGCCUCUAGGAAUAGGAGACCUGGUACUGCGGAGAACGGCGGCAACAGGAAAAGGAAAUGCUCAAGGAAAGCUGACAGCCAAUUGGGAAAGACCAUACCAGAUAUGGGAGGAAAUUGUUCCUGGAUCAUACCGGUUAGUGCAAAUGGAUGGUACCGCGCUCAAGAACUCCCGGAACGCCAGUACUCUUAGAAAGUACUAUGUUUGA
Spinacia oleracea (spinach) is the source of this 1815-nucleotide messenger RNA. RefSeq lists its product as uncharacterized. The transcript is spliced from 2 exons. The record is from RefSeq and is a predicted model, not a curated record. Gene Ontology annotation, biological process: DNA integration. NCBI's taxonomy places the organism in Eukaryota, Viridiplantae, Streptophyta, Magnoliopsida, Caryophyllales, Amaranthaceae. Bases 1 to 1815 code for a protein of 604 amino acids. Gene Ontology annotation, molecular function: RNA-DNA hybrid ribonuclease activity; nucleic acid binding.